AUGACUGGUGUUCGAGAAGCUUGGAAAGGUUACAAAACAAGAAUCAAGGGAAAGCAUUUUGAGAUAUAUAACAACAUUGAAGAUAUGCUGAAAAAUCGCCCUUUAGAUAUUCCAGAAGUUCAAUUUCGAAAGUUAAUUGCAUAUUGGAGUAUUCCUUCUGUUAAGGCUCUAUCUCAUUUAAAUUCUGAAAAUCGUAAAAAGCAACAACAUCAACAUCGAAUGGGACCUAUAAGUUUUGCAAGAGUGCGUAAUGAAAUGCGUGAAAUGAAUGAGAACAAAGAAGACCCAUCACAGGUUGAUGUGUUUGUUGCAACUCGAACUGGACGAAAAGGAAAAGAGCUCGAUUCAGGAACACAAGCUGUUAUUGAUAAACUUAAGAGCCACCAAGAAGCUGGAGACACUCCCGAGAAAGUAUUUACUGCAGUAUUUGGCAAAGAACAACCAGAAAGAGUUCAAUGUUAUGGGAGGACAAUCACAAAAAUAUCUCUGCAGAAAGAAAGGGAGAUUGCUAAAAUUAAGCAACAACAUGCAGAGACUAUAAGUUCAAUGAAAACUGAACUUCAUGAGACAAAAGAUAGAGUCCAAAGUUUGGAGGAUCUUGUGAAGCUUCUCUUGCAACAGAGUUCUCUUGGCACAAAUAUUGAUGAAGCACUGUCUUUAUUACGAGCCAAGGAAUCAACACAUGAUAUAAAUAGUAAGCAAUGUUCGAAUGGCAACGAUCGUCCUUCCUCAUCAACUCGUGAUACAAAGUGAUGACCAGCUGACACAGGUUAAGAAUUAUUGCCUUAAUAGGGAAGUUUGAUGUUACUCGCACAUAGUUAUUAGGGGAGUAUAACAAUGGCUACUGCAGCAGUUAUUGGACUCAGUGGAGGCAAGAGGAUUUUGAGUUCAUCAUACCAUUACUCUGAUGUUACCAAAAAGCUUUCAUUUGGCAUUGAUUUUGGAUCCACACACUAUCAGAUUGUUCCAACA
Molecule: messenger RNA, 972 nt
Organism: Arachis stenosperma
Lineage: Eukaryota; Viridiplantae; Streptophyta; Magnoliopsida; Fabales; Fabaceae
Exons: 5
Coding region: 1-753 (250 amino acids)
Source: RefSeq, a predicted model, not a curated record